AUGUUGCAAGCUCGACAAUUAUCACAAUUAUUAUCACAAAGUUUACAACCGAUAACCGUCCCAUCAACCAUCAACGGGGGUGGACAUCUCCAUACGGGGCCUGAGGGGAUCUCACCAUUUGCCAUUUCAUUAUUGAGUAAUGAAGGUAUACCCUUGACUACAGUCAUCAAUCAUAAACAUCAUUAUCAAACUCGACAAACAUCUACAUCAAAUGAAGACGAUAUUGAAAGUGGGAAGGGAAGUCAAAGUGGGAAUGUAGAUGGUGAUGAGGGGUAUAAUAGUGAUAAUUUAAAGAUAUAUGCUUUGAUUGGGUAUAAACAAUUGGAAGCCAAUCUUCGUAAUGAAGAUGAUGCAAGAUUGAAUGAUUGGGAAAUACUUCAGAUUGAAGAUGGAUUGAAAUUAAUCAUACAGAGAGUGAAAUAUGGAAUUCAAAGUGUAGUUGGAGAUGAUGUUAAUGGUGGAGUGGGCCUGACUACCAAUGGAGAGAAUGGAAUCGAACAUAUUAAUGAUAUAGAUGAUGAUAAUGGCGUCAAUGUAAAUCAUAUUGAUUUUGCUCAGGGUGAAGGUGAAGGUGCCAAUCCUUCAUUCCAUCAAUUGUUCGUCGUGUUAUAUUAUUCAACGGAAUUGCCUGAUUCAAUUGCAAAGUUAAAAAUAGAUAAUGUUUCAAAAGCACUAUCUGAAGGAUUAGAAGGUUGUAAUGGUAUAUAA
Molecule: messenger RNA, 708 nt
Organism: Scheffersomyces coipomensis
Lineage: Eukaryota; Fungi; Ascomycota; Pichiomycetes; Serinales; Debaryomycetaceae
Exons: 1
Coding region: 1-708 (235 amino acids)
Biological process (GO): signal transduction
Cellular component (GO): Ragulator complex
Source: RefSeq, a predicted model, not a curated record